Molecule: messenger RNA, 1989 nt
Organism: Ascochyta rabiei
Lineage: Eukaryota; Fungi; Ascomycota; Dothideomycetes; Pleosporales; Didymellaceae
Product: DNA topoisomerase
Exons: 6
Coding region: 1-1989 (662 amino acids)
Biological process (GO): DNA topological change
Cellular component (GO): nucleus
Molecular function (GO): DNA topoisomerase type I (single strand cut, ATP-independent) activity; DNA binding
Source: RefSeq, a predicted model, not a curated record
AUGAGAGUGCUGUGCGUGGCGGAGAAGCCGUCCAUCGCAAAAGCGGUUGCAAAUCACCUUGGCGGCCGAGUGACGACGGACAGUGUUCGCGGCAUGCAAUGGGUCAAAAACUACAGGUUCGACUUUCGUUUCCAGCAAUGGGGACAGUGCGAUGUUACUUUCACAUGCGUUGCGGGCCAUAUCGUGGCCAACGAGUUCCCCGACCGAUAUAGGAAAUGGCACGCAUGUUCGCCUUCAGACCUGUUUGAUGCUCCCAUACAGAGUACUAUCGCAGAGGGCAAGAAGGCUGUGGCAAGCAACAUCGAGUCGCAAGCCAGAGGCUCCCAGAUUCUGUUCAUUUGGACCGAUUGUGAUCGUGAAGGCGAACACAUCGGCACUGAGAUACGAGACAUCGCUCUGAAGGUGAAUCCUAGACUGCGAGUCUACCGUGCACGGUUCAGCAACAUCGAAAGAGCACACGUCAUUCAAGCUUCGCAAAACCCCAUACAGCUCGACGACGCCCAGGCCAAUGCAGUGGCUGCUCGGAUUGAACUCGACCUGCGGCUUGGUGCAGCGUUCACACGCAUGCAAACAUUAGCCCUGCAGAACUUGAUCCCUACCCACGGUGACGAACGCGGUAAGCUGAUCAGUUACGGGUCCUGCCAGUUCCCGACUCUAGGUUUCGUCGUCGACCGAUACCUUCGUGUACGCAGCUUCGUUCCAGAACCUUUCUGGUACAUCAAAGUCCAUCAUACCAAGGACGACGUGGAGGUCAAGUUCAACUGGCGACGGGGCCACUUGUUCGAUCGCAUGGCCGUCACUCUGGUCUUUGAAAAGUGCUUGAUUUCGAAGACUGCCAAAGUCAUCAAGAUGGCGAAAAAGCCCACCAAGAAGUGGAAACCGCUGCCUCUAACAACAGUCGAGCUGCAGAAGAUGGGCAGUAGGUUCCUUCGUAUGACGUCGCAAGAUGUUAUGAAGGUCGCCGAAGAUCUCUACACCAAAGGCUGGAUCAGCUACCCACGUACCGAAACCGAUCAGUUCGACCGGGGAAUGGAUCUCCGUAACCUCGUCUCAAGGCAAACCCAGGACGGACAGUGGGGUACUUUCGCUCAAGCUCUAAUGAGCGGUGGGUUCAAUCAGCCACGCAAUGGCCGCAACAACGACAAGGCACACCCUCCUAUCCACCCUGUCAACUAUGUAGCAUCCAGCGCUCUCCAUAGCGAGAAUGAACGCAAGGUUUACGAGUUUGUCGUUCGCCGCUUCCUUGCCUGUUGCUCCGAGGAUGCAGCCGGAGAGGCAACCGACAUUGAAAUCGACUAUGGAGCUGAAAUCUUCCAUGCUCACGGUCUGCGAGUCAUUGCAAGAAACUACCUUGAUGUGUAUCCCUACGACAAGUGGGAGAGCAGUCAGCAAUUGCCGCACUAUGCGGUAGGCGACGUCUUGGAGCCCACAGAGGCGAACAUGUUCGACGGCAAGACUUCAGCACCCAGCUACCUCACCGAGCCGGAGCUCAUCGCCUUGAUGGAUGUCAACGGGAUUGGCACGGACGCAACGAUGGCGGAGCACAUUGCCAAGAUUCAAGAGCGUGAGUAUGUCAUCGCGCGGCCCAAAGGCGGGGUUGCAGCGAACGCUGGCAAUGGCGCAGGCAGAGGACGCGGACGAGGAAGAGGAGGUGGUGCUCGAGGAGGCCGAGGCGGCGCAGCCACGGGUCAUGACGGAGGUGGGGGUACAGGCACCGGCGGAGUGCAAGAGUUCAUUCCGACGACGCUGGGUGUCGCGCUUAUCGAAGGCUACGACAAUGUGGGCUUUGAGACGAGUCUCAGUAAGCCCUUCUUACGCAAAGAGAUGGAGAUUCAGAUGAAAGCCAUCUGCGAAGGCCGCACGACGCGCAACGACGUGGUGCAACAGAAUCUGGAACAGUACCGGGCCGUCUUCAACCGGACUGUGCAGCAGAUCAGCGUUCUCAAAGCCGCCAUCACCAAGUACGUGGUGCAAGCGAAUCACGGGUGA